AUGUUUAACGAUGGGGCAGAAUCAACGGUUGAUUCUCAAAUUCAAAAAUAUAAAGGAACGGUAAAACCAGAAAUUAGAAAAAAUGGCAGUAAUAGAAAGGAAUAUAUGAAAAUAUAUUGGCAAAAUAAUAAGGAAAAGAAGCGUGGAUAUGAUCGAAAAUACAUCCAAAAUAAUGAAGAAAAAAGGCGAGAAACUGUCCGAAAUUACAACCAAAAUAAUAGAGAAAAGAGGCGAGAAUAUUAUCGAAAAUAUAAAGAAACAAUAAAGAAAAGAUUCGAGAAAAUGAACGGAAUUACCGUCAAAAUAAUAAGGAAAAGAGGCGAGAAUGGAAUCGAAAAUAUCGAGAAGAUAAUAAGGAAAAACUGGCAGAAUACCGUCAAAACAAUAAGGAAAAGAAGCGAGAAAGGGACCGAAAAUACCGAGAAAGUAGGAAAAAUAAAAAGGCAGAUUUACAAAAUAUUCAUUCAGAUAAUGGUGAAACUUCUUUUGCUAAUACACAAAAUAAUUUUGGAAAUAAAGGUAAAUUACCAAUCGUUUAUGAAUUGGGCAUUCGGUCUGAAGAGGAAAAUCUUUCUAAUCAAGGAGAGGAAGAAGGUAACAAAGACGAAGCAGAAACUAAUGUGGAUGAGCAAAAUCAAUCGGUGGUUGAAGUCCAAAAAUCCAAAAAUGCUUCCAAACAAAAUCCAAAAAUGCUUGUUCGUUCUGACAAUAAUGGUGAAGGAGGAACUUCUAAUCCACAAAAUGAUAAUUCUAGAAAUAAAGAUAAAAUUCCAAUAA
Messenger RNA from Meloidogyne enterolobii, 777 nucleotides. The record is from the annotation of a GenBank genome assembly. NCBI's taxonomy places the organism in Eukaryota, Metazoa, Nematoda, Chromadorea, Rhabditida, Meloidogynidae.